Messenger RNA from Musa acuminata AAA Group (dessert banana), 645 nucleotides. RefSeq names its product cell division cycle 20.2, cofactor of APC complex-like. NCBI's taxonomy places the organism in Eukaryota, Viridiplantae, Streptophyta, Magnoliopsida, Zingiberales, Musaceae. The transcript has a single exon. Gene Ontology annotation, cellular component: anaphase-promoting complex. Bases 1 to 645 code for a protein of 214 amino acids. Gene Ontology annotation, molecular function: protein binding; anaphase-promoting complex binding; ubiquitin ligase activator activity. Gene Ontology annotation, biological process: anaphase-promoting complex-dependent catabolic process; positive regulation of anaphase-promoting complex-dependent catabolic process; positive regulation of ubiquitin protein ligase activity. The record is from RefSeq and is a predicted model, not a curated record.
AUGGAAGAUGAGAACCAGGCCCCUGUGUUGUCACUUGCGUGGAGAAGUAAUUCAAUCUUGACAGUCGGAAGAUUUGAUGGCACUGUUGUUGAUUAUGACUUUAGAAAGGAUGACAUGUUCAUCUGUUUCUAUAAUGGGCAUCGGCGUGGAGUUUGUAGUCUUAAAUGGUCCGUGUUGUCAGGGCGGUAUUUGGCGAGUGGAGGGCAGGACAAACUAGUGCACAUAUGGGAUGCCUGCAUGCCUGUCUCACGUGAUCAUCCACGUCAACGUCAAUGGCUUCACAGGAUCAGCAGCCACACUUCCAUUGUGAAGGCCGUUGACUGGUGCCCAACUCGGAGCAACCUGCUGGCUUCUGGUGGAGGUUGCAAUGAUCAUUGCGUUAAGUUUUGGAACACCGUUAACGGUGCUUGCUUGAACUCGAUUGAUGCUGGCUCUGAAGUUUGUGCAUUGCUAUGGGACAAAAACAAAUCUGAAUUACUGACCUCCCAUGGUUCGUCGAACAAUCAACUCACCUUGUGGAAUUACCCAUCCAUGACGAGAGUGGCUGAGGUUUCCGGUCAUUCAUCCCGGGUUCUUUCCUUGGCUGGGAGUCCACUGGGAGGUGUAGUAGCUUCUGCAGCAGCAGAUGAGACAGUCAAGUUUUAG